Molecule: messenger RNA, 1614 nt
Organism: Penicillium verhagenii
Lineage: Eukaryota; Fungi; Ascomycota; Eurotiomycetes; Eurotiales; Aspergillaceae
Product: putative integral membrane protein Pth11-like
Exons: 2
Coding region: 1-1614 (537 amino acids)
Source: RefSeq, a predicted model, not a curated record
AUGGAGUCAUCUAUAGUCGUACGCGGCCUUUACUCCCAAAUUCCUCCCGCCUACGAAUCCCGCGAAGAGAUUAAUCCGGCUUUGUUGAUGAGCUGGUGGGCCACCGCUUUUUCUCUGGCUAUCAUUAUCGUUCGUCUAUGCGGCCGCUAUGUGCGCAUGGAGCGCUUCUUUCCCGAGGACAAAGUGAUGGCGCUCAGCGUGAUCCCCCUUGUCUCUCGCAUGGUCUUGGUACAUUUCGUCUUGACCUAUGGUACGAACAACGUUCAGACGGCCGGUUUGACAGAUGAACAAAUAUCGGAACGAAAGUUGGGAAGUAAACUUGUGUUGGUAGCAAGGAUAUUCUAUGCGAUCUUUAUUUGGACGGCCAAGCUCACUGUCUGUGAAUUUCUGGAACGAGUCACGGGCAUGGUCUCACGUCGAUCAACCGCGAUCUUCCUACGCUUCGUUCACUUCUUCUUGGCCUCGACGCUGGUAGCCGUUGUGAUCGCAACUCUAGCUGAAUGUCAACCAUUCGAAGACUACUGGCAGGUCAUUCCAAAUCCCGGUCCAAGAUGCCGCUGUGGUUAUGCGCAGCUUAUCACAAUGGGUACUUGCGACAUCAUUACCGACCUUCUUCUCAUCGCUUUUCCUGUCCCAAUCGUCAUCAUGUCCCAAAUGCCUGUCAAACGCAAAAUUGGCCUAGUCAUCCUGUUUUGUCUCUCUCUCCUCCUAGUCGGAAUAACCAGCUACCGUGUCCCCUCCGUCAUUGAACGGCGCGGAAAUCAACCCUAUCGCUCCCUCAUCGCCUCUCUCGAAAUUCUCGCCGCAACAGCCGUCUCCAAUGCCCUCGUCAUAGGUUCCUUUGUCCGCGACCGUGGCGUUAAGAAACUCAAAUACAAGCGCGAUAUGGCCUCCGCCUCCGUCAGUGAAAGCAUAGAUAACGGCUAUGUUCGUCGCAACACUGUGAUGCAGCACCAAUGGGGCAGUGAUAGUGAUCUUGCUGGUGGCCUUGGUAUAAGGCUCGACCCCAAGCUACACCCGAGUGCGUCCUCGUCGGAUAAGUCACACUCCACUGUGCCCAUAACUAUGCCUGCACCGCCGAUACCAUUACUCGUUGCGCGUACCGGCUCCCUCGACCCAUCGUGGUCUUUCCAACAAAGCCGGCCUUCAGAUGACGACCGUGUAUCGAAUACUGAUAGCCUGGAAAUGAAUAUCAGCCCGCGAGAGUACAUCAAGACCAAUCAGUCUCCACGCGAAAAGCCCACGCUAUCACAAUCCACCCUUUCUUCCCCACGAGUGUCGUUCUUUGAUGUCGGCGGUCUUUUAGACCAAGACAAAGAAAUUCAACAACACCACUCAAAUUUACGCAUUACACAGAAUGCAGAUUCACCUACACAAGCGAAUCGCCCAUCUCGGGGAGGAAGAGCCUUUUUAGAAGAUCUAGGCGUUUUACCAUCCCGAUCAACCGGCCGGACACCUAGUACUCCCCGGUUUCUUUCACCUCUUGCUCCGAGUGCGAAUACCCGAGCUCAACAUACCCUUCCACCUUACCGAGCUGCACCAGAUGUCUCACUUGAUGUUGAGCUGCAUGAUGUAGGUGGGCUCUUAUCGGAGAGCCCCCCACCUACUCAUUGA